This is a messenger RNA of Colletes gigas, 5052 nucleotides long. It is a transcript of the gene Srrm234, whose product is annotated as serine/arginine repetitive matrix protein 2-like. The record is from RefSeq and is a predicted model, not a curated record. NCBI's taxonomy places the organism in Eukaryota, Metazoa, Arthropoda, Insecta, Hymenoptera, Colletidae. The coding region runs from base 1633 to 4761 and encodes 1042 amino acids. The transcript is spliced from 8 exons.
CUCGACUUUUCCGCCUCAGUGCGAGGAUGGACCGGCGUUGCGACGCUGCGCGUCGACGACUCCCGUCGGGUGCACGAAUCGUCGGGAAAUAAUCGAGAGUGCCGAGAGAAAACAAGUAACGAGGGAACAUGUAACGUUUACGUGAUACAUUUGACAAAAAAAAAUCACAAAAGUCUUCCACUAGCGUGUAGUCCGUUAACGAUAUUAGUAAUCUUUAAGCUUUAACCGUAAGCGACAAGUAAUCGCGUUUAAGUGUAGCCCUAAGGUAUCCGAAAGAUUCGUCUGAAGAAGAUCUUGAAUAUUUUAAUCAACGAGACCUCGAUUUUCAUUCGAUUCAGGCACAUAGAUACACGCAUCCAUCGAAAUUUUCAAGCAGCAGAAAGAGGCUUGCUAAUCGACCGAAGAAACAAGAGAAAGGAUUUUAUGGGAAUUUUACUAACGAGUAAGGAGGAUAUUCGAAGAUAAUAGCGAGAAGAUCUACACGUGUCGCAGAUCGAACGAAAGAUUCGUAAGAGGUCAACUUUUUUCUAUAUAAAUCCAUGUGUCUCCAGGUCGAUAAAUCGACGAUUACAUUAAGAUAAACCGUUAUACUUUGUCGCCUGUAUACGCAGUAUACGGCAAGAAGUAAGACGAUAUAGUGUGCCUGAUCUGAAGUCUUCCUUAGUCUGGUUAAGCUAGAAUAAGACCGUACAUUGCUAUAUUCUUACACGAGCCACUAAGAUAUAUACGUCUAUACGAUAUAAUAUACACAUAGUGUUUAAAACAUAGAACGUAUAAGAGAGAAUCGUGCAACAGAGAGAUUAAUCAAGGAUACCUUCUCGCUGAUGGAGCGGUUCCAAGUUGAGACGAACGUAGAAGAGUAGGGACGAUUCAAGGGAGAAACUUGCUUCAACGCUGAUUACUCUUGGGAGAGAAACAAUCGAUCAACGAACUGUGAAGAGACAGGGACAAAAAAAAAGAAGGAGGAACCAGCGAGAAACGAAGCUGACAUUUUCAUCAUCGUUGCCGGAUGAUUGUUCUUGCGCCGGGACAGCAGAAAUUCCGAAUAGCAGCAGCGUCGGUGCUGGUGUAAUCGGGGGAGGAAGCCAUUACCUUCGCCUCCACCCUCGCCCAUCCCCCCUUCCGCCCUCCUAAACUAUCAAAGCUUCCCUCGAGAAGGGAUUAAGCCGCGCCGGGACUACUUGCACAGCGUGCAGCCCGACCGACGGAGCUCCUUAGCGUAAAUUAGCGGUCGAUCGCGCUUAAUGCUCGUCUAAUUGCUUGGCUGUUAAUUAUUCAGGGGCGCAAGAUUGUCCUCUGGCUCUCCCGUUGGCCCAACAAAUUGGAUGCUAAACGAAACGGGACGAUUUAUUGGCAACAAGACCGGGGAAUUUUAGAUCAUCGUGGACGUCGAUGAAUUACUAUAUCGAUCGUACAACAAUUUGUAAGGGUUUGGAAUCUAGGAGAUUCGGGAGGAACAAAAAUCAACGAGUUACAUUUUAAUCGAGGGAUCAAGAAACGUAAUUGUAGGCAGAAAAAGUGAAUUUUACAGUACCACGUUUAAUAUUUUAUUUUGGAUCCGAGCUAAUACGAUAAGAGAAUCAACGAAGAGGGGGAAGGAUCUUUGUGCUAUCGGAAUCGUAGACUCGACGAAUGACUAUGUCUGUGACGGUGUCACCGCUGAAACCGGCGCGCGGACGCGGUCCCGCCGAUGGUCGCGCCUUUUUCGAAACCCUAUGGCGAGGGAACUUUUUCCUGGACCGGCAGAAAGUGAUCAAACGGUCCCGGAAACGCAAAUUACAAGCGGCGAACGGAAAGAAGCGCGCACAGCUGCAGAUGCGACAGCAUUGUUGCUGCUGCCAGCGCAUACAACUCCACCUCCUCGCCGGACGGCGAAGCAACAUGCGCUCCGUCGUCAGUGUCCGGGAGACCCACCAGAUUGCUGAGGCGCAACAAGAAAAAAAUGCUAAGCUACGGGAGGCAUUUGGAAUAUCGGAGUUCUUCGUGGAGGGAAGUAGCCUAGAUCCCGAGAGGCACGCGCGCGAAGCAGAGGCGAGAGCUGCUGCGAGCAAAGUGUACGAACUGGUGCGAACUCCGAGUCCUACUCCGGACACGACGUCCGUCCCGGAGAAGAAAAAACGAAAACGUUCCGGCAGCACGACCAAAAAGAAAAAGGGGAAGAAGCACAAGAAGGAAAGGUCGGAAUCUCCAAAGGCUAGUAAGAAAAAAGAUAAAUCUAAAAAGAAGAAAAAGGACAAGAAACACAAAAAGACUGAGGCUAGUUCCUCUGAUAGUGAUUCUAGCGAAGCUUCAGAUGAUAGCAGCUCUUCCGAAACUGAAUCAAAGAAGAAACGGAAAAAGAAGAAGAAGAAAUCUAAGGCAGAGGCAAAAGAAAAGCACGAGAAGAAAAAAGUAGCUGCCAAGAGGAAGCAUCAGUCAUCCGAGAGCUCCUCGGACAGCUCCCCAGAAAGACCGAGGAAGUCUGUAAAAUCUGAUAAAGUUGUGGAAAAAACAAAAUCUGAUGAGGGGGAUACUACACCAAAAGAGCCUCGGCCAAAUCGUUCACCAAAGAAGCAAGAGAAAAGUCGAAAUGAAACCCCACCCCUUAAAAAGAAAGAUUCUCCGAUCAAAAAAGUUGUUCCGGAGAAGAGGGAGAAGUCACCGGUUGCACACAAGAGUCCUCCACCACGACGACACAGAUCUCCGUCAAGAAGCAGAAUCGAUAGAGGGAGAUCUCCUAGAAGAUAUUCAAGGUCACGGCGUAUCAAUCCAUCGCCAAGAAGACGAAGGAUGUCAAGGUCUCCUAGAAGAUACAACAGAUACUCGGUGUCCAGAAGCAGAAGUCGAUCGAGAUACGAUCGUUAUGGAUCACGCCGCAGAUUAUCGCCUCCACCUAGACGCAGAAGGUCCGAUUCUCGAAGAAGAUCAAGGUCACCAAGGAGACAGAGAGACAGACGAGAGAGAUCGAGAGAACGUCGUAGAACCCGCAGCAGGACGAGAAGUAGAUCUAGACGAUCCACCUUGAGCUAUUCUCCCGUGAGAAAGAAUCCGGAGCGGUACAAGCACAUAUUGGAAGAUAAGAAGAAACGAGAUCAAAAGAAAACUCCGGAGACUAAACGGAAAUCUCGAUCGAAUUCUAGGACUAGAAAAAUCCGAACGAUCACGCCGAGGGUCAGACUGCGAUCUUCCAGCGAAGACGAAACUGACAUGGCGGAUGACGAGCCGAAACCAGAAGACGAAGAGAAGUUGAAGGAGCUGCAUACUCUGAAACGUUUGCAAAGUGGACUGGCUGCAAAAGCUAGGGAAAGUAUAGGGAAGAAAGUAAUUAGUCCUGUAAAGAUCAAAUUAGAGAAGAAAGAGGAUAGCAUACUUGAUAUUGCAUUACCAAACGACCCACCAAAAAUGGUACAAACUAUUAUUUGUCCCGUUCAAGAGAAGUCUAAAUCAAACUCACCUAUAUCGCACCUACCUGCUAUUCAGUCGCCAGUAUCAAGCAGAUCACCUUCACCCGCGUUACCAUUGACCCGAGAAGAAGCAGCUAUAAAGAUACGUUCGCCCAGCGAGUCCCCUCCACCGUUACCGCCGAUGUUAAAUAAAAUGAACUGUAGGUCACCGAGUAUAACAACCAAGACGAAUCAUUGCUCCAAGUCUCCAAGUACCUCUAAGAAUUCUCCAAUUAUGUUAAGAAAGCAUUCAUCGGAAAGCCAGUCGUCCUCGCAUUCACCACCGAUCUCCCACAAGGAAGCGCCCAUAAAAUUACGUUCUCCCAGUGAAUCGCCACCACCUCCUAUACUUAGCAACGCGACUAAACUAAAACGGUCCGCUUCACCGAGUACUUCGAAAAAGAGUUCGCCAGCUUCUAGAAAGCAUUCUCCGAGAGAUAAGUCCUAUUCGAGAUCACGUUCGAGGUCCUACACAAGAUCGAUGUCGUUGGAGAAACGAUCCUCUCGAUCGCCUAGACGUCGUUCUUCGCGAUCCCUCUCCAGGGACAAGAAAUCACGUUCUCCGUCAAGAAGUAAGAAAUCGGAAUCUCCUAGACACAGAUCACCUGCGUCCCCAGCAAGGUCCAAAAAAUCACCGAAAUCCCCUGUUAGAACGAAAAGGUUGAGCAGGUCGAGGUCUUCCUCGGAAUCGAAACGCUCCAUGUCGAGGUCGCCGUCGCGAUCGAAGAAGUCCCCCUCCCAUUCGCCGGCAAAAUCAAGAUCCAGGAGUAGAACGAGGUCGUUGUCGAAAAGGUCUAGGAGUCGUUCUUUGUCAAAGAAAUCGAGGAGCCGAUCUCUGUCGAAGAAAUCGAGGAGCCGAUCUUUGUCAAAAAAAUCGCGUAGUCGAUCGUUGUCGAAAAAGUCAAGGAGUCGAUCCCUGUCGAAGAAGUCAAGAAGUCGUUCACGAUCGCUAUCCAGGAUAUCGCGGGAAAAAGAGAAAAGAAGUCGCUCCAGAAGCAGCUCGCGUUCUUCUUUAAGUUCAAGGCACAGUCGUAGAAGUUUCUCUAGCUCCUCGCGAUCAUCGAGUAGCGCUUCUAGCAGGUCCUCUCGUUCAACAUCUAGCAGUUCAGCUUCUAGCAGGUCUCGUUCUCCGUCAAUACCACGGCGCCAUGGUUCACCCAGUUUCCUAGAUAGACGCCGUAUCACAAGCGCCAGGAAGCGACCAAUUCCAUAUCACCGACCUACUCCGACACCACCUUCGUCACCGAGUAGUUCAGAUAGCAGCAGACAUAGUAAUUGGUCAAGUCCAAGCCAUCGAUCAAGUUGUUCUCCGAGUCGGAGUCCAUCGUACACGCGUUGAAGUGAUCAAGCGGAUCCCUAAAGACAGUUAACGUUCCUUUUAUGUAUCAGAUUUGGAAUGGUGCGGAUCACCAUGAUCCUCUGAUGCUUUUUCUAACAGUCCUACAUUAUGAAAAUCAUGUUUGUGAUGUUGAACAUUCCCAUGACACAUUUCGGAUGAAUUUUAAGUAUUUUCUCGUGUUAGGAAGCAUGAUUUAAAGAUACAAGGGAAGAUGCCAUUCUAAAUUUGGUGCAUGAUCUUUAAGUCUUUGUAAAGUCUUAAUAUGCAUUUACACCUCUGAUCUCAUGUCUU